UUUUACCUCUGCGUACAGAGAUAUGGGGACAUGUAGGGAUAGAAGGACAAAAGGAAGGCUUCAUCAUUUUGGUCGUCCUUUUGUCAAAUACUCAGGACCAACUGUUCACUUUGUGGAUGAGCAGUUUGACACAGGAAGAACCUUAGCCCAAAGAGUUGUGCCUGUUUUAGCCAAUGAUACGCCAGAGCAAUUGGCUGCAAGGGUUCUUCAUGAGGAGCACCAAGUUUAUGUUGAGGCAGUUGCUGCCUUGUGUGAGGACCGGAUAGUGUGGCGGGAAGAUGGUGUCCCACUUAUCAGAAGUCGUACAAACCCCAAUGCGUUUACCUAAUUCGUGACAUGUCUCCUGAACGCUACUGAAAUUUGUAGCCCUCUGCCAAGUGCCAUUUUCCCCCGGGGCUUGGAGUUAAUUCGUACUGUUAGUCUGACUGAGUGAAAUAACAUGUCUGAUAAGCAUAAUAUCUUCCCUGCACUUUGUUCUGCUCAUUGUGUGGUUUGGCUUUGAUGAUAGUCUGUUCCUCAGACAAAGUUUGUAGCGAGAUGAUAUAUCUAAGUAUCUUCCCUAAAGAUGUCAGUCUUUUUCUU
Lolium rigidum is the source of this 582-nucleotide messenger RNA. RefSeq names its product phosphoribosylglycinamide formyltransferase, chloroplastic-like. Gene Ontology annotation, cellular component: chloroplast; cytoplasm. The transcript has 3 exons. Gene Ontology annotation, molecular function: phosphoribosylglycinamide formyltransferase activity. NCBI's taxonomy places the organism in Eukaryota, Viridiplantae, Streptophyta, Magnoliopsida, Poales, Poaceae. Gene Ontology annotation, biological process: 'de novo' IMP biosynthetic process. The record is from RefSeq and is a predicted model, not a curated record. Bases 23 to 328 code for a protein of 101 amino acids.